Messenger RNA from Drosophila santomea, 1338 nucleotides. Its product is annotated as probable E3 ubiquitin-protein ligase makorin-1. Gene Ontology annotation, biological process: protein polyubiquitination. Gene Ontology annotation, molecular function: metal ion binding; ubiquitin protein ligase activity. The record is from RefSeq and is a predicted model, not a curated record. The transcript has a single exon. Lineage: Eukaryota; Metazoa; Arthropoda; Insecta; Diptera; Drosophilidae. Bases 194 to 1003 code for a protein of 269 amino acids.
UAACUUUGGUCACACUGCAAAAACAAAAUGGCGACUGUCAUCCAACGUGCUUGAAUCGUCAAAGUUAGAAAUUGUAAUUGCACUUGGCAUUAAAGCUGCCUAGAUUUCGGAAAACCCUAUUCCCUCAAAGCCGUUAAUCGUGCGCACUUGUUAGUGACUAGAAGACCCCAAAAACAUCAAUUAUCGCAGCAAAAUGAGUACAGUCGCCAGCAGCGAUCACCAGGUGGACAAGGACACCGAGGAGCUGCCCAGCACGAGCACCUGGAGUCAGCAGAGGAACUGGGCCAACGCCGCGGAGUUCGUUCCCAGCCACAAACGUGCUACGGCUCGCGAGCAGGACGAUGUGGAGACCACGCCGGCUGCAGUUGGCUGCAGUGCAUCCGCCCAGCGGCCGGCAGGUGUCUCCUGGGCUGACGUAGUGAGAGGUUCUUCAUCUCCGGGCAGUCACGUGCAGCCGUCGUGGAGCUGCUCCAUCGCCAGGUCGCAGGACAAGAGGUGCGGCAUUUGCUUCGAGACGAUCAUGGAGAAGGAGGGAGGCGAUAGGCGUUUCGCCAUCCUGCCCAGCUGCAACCACGUAUUCUGCUUCGAGUGCAUUUGCAGGUGGCGCAGGGCAAGGCAGUUCGACUACGAAGUACGGAAAGCUUGUCCCGAAUGCCGCGCGUGGUCGGACUUUGUGUGUCCCAGUGCCUUUUGGGUGGAGGCCAAGGAGGAGAAGGACCAGCUGCUCAAUGAUCACCGCGCCGCUUUGCGUGCAAAGGACUGCAAGUACUUCGAAAGAGGAGUAGGCCGAUGCCCCUUUGGCAACCAGUGCUUCUAUAAGCACGCUCUGCCCAACGGAGAACACGUCGAUGUGGGAUUGCCGAUACCUACUCCUCCAUGGCAAAGGAUUCGACCUGGAUUUUUCUCUUUUCUCAGAAUGCAUUUUUUGGGCAUUCCUCUCCCGGAUUAUGAUUUCAGUAGCUCCGAGUACUCCGACUACUCGGAUUAUUUUGACGAUGACUAAGCUGCUGACUAAGCUGAAACAGGAGGAAAUGUGAAAAAAGCAUAAAGUCCCAGGAAGACGUAAUUGAUAUUCAAACUAUAAAUCAUAUAUCGAGUUCUUAAUGAAGCGAAGUAUUGUGUGUAGGUACCAAAGUUGGGUUACAUAACAAUUCUUCAUGUGGUAAAUGCCACGGGCUUUGAGACUCUUUCAGUAUUUUUCAUCUGUACAUUUCAUUAAAAUUACAUUUUAGAAAUUGGUGAAUCGGGUUUCUUAUAUUUUUCGUAUGCUUCCAACUACGUCUGAGUAUAUGAAUACUUGCAGACAUUUAAUAUCAUAGAAAUCAAUGUAUUUACCCA